Messenger RNA from Pomacea canaliculata, 4660 nucleotides. Its product is annotated as hormonally up-regulated neu tumor-associated kinase homolog A-like. Gene Ontology annotation, biological process: intracellular signal transduction; protein phosphorylation. Gene Ontology annotation, molecular function: ATP binding; protein serine/threonine kinase activity. Gene Ontology annotation, cellular component: cytoplasm. The record is from RefSeq and is a predicted model, not a curated record. Bases 1325 to 3736 code for a protein of 803 amino acids. Lineage: Eukaryota; Metazoa; Mollusca; Gastropoda; Architaenioglossa; Ampullariidae. The transcript is spliced from 10 exons.
UGUCUUUACAUCCGGAAAAACAGCGCCGCCAUUCUGGCUAUCUGCAGUUGGGAAUAGCCAUGACAUAGCAUGCUGUUUGUUUAAAGGAAAUAGUUAUUAGGAAGAUUGUGACGUCACUUCGUGCUGCUUUUCAGCUGAUAGCCAUUGUAAUAGACUGCUACGUCACUCUGUGCUGUUUGUAUGGAAAAUUACUAUCGUGAUAUACAGUGACGUCACUUUAUCAGGGAUGUUUACUGGACAACGGCCGUUAUGACAGAAAGUGACGUCACUCCAUGCUGUUUGUGCUGCCCAAGUCGUGCGGCCUGUCUCCGGGUCCCCGCCUUGUGGCGCUGAGGCAAGGCGCGGCCACUGUCCACUUUGCCGUUCACUGUACACACUGCGGCGUGUGACAGUUUGAGCAGCUGCAGUGUCCACCCUCUAAUUAACCCUUCAGCCCUGCCCUUGCUGGCCACUGGCCAUGCUGUGACGACACACGUGGCGGCAAGACUGGGGCCAUGGUCACGACUGUCGCCCGACACAAGUAUAGCGACCGAUGCGUGGACAGUUGGCGUGUGAUGUUAGAUGAAGCGGCCGCUCGCUCCGUGAGUCCAUGUUUGGUCAGUAAACUGCGUGUGUGGCCAGUAAAUGUACGUGUUUGUUUGUGGACAAGGUGGUUCUUGUUAGCCUCGCCUCCAUGGAAGGGUCAGACAACAAGAAAGCGUCAUCCCUCCAAGAGACAGUCGUGAUGCAGUGCGAGAGUCUUGACAGCAACACCGGCACCACCCUGUAGCGGGAUUAAAGGAGGAGGAAGCAAGUGAGGAACCGUUGCCAUCUAGCAAGUCAGUCCAAGUUAGUGACUUCCUCUGUUCCCUGCCUAACAUCUGUAACAAAGUACCAGCAGAGUGUACAUCCGGUCCAGUGUAUAGUCCCCUUGUGUUACAACUCUCUCUUGUCCAAGUGCAGUCGCAGUCUGGUGAUGAUGGUGCGACUUUCGUUCUGUGAGGACGACAUCAGCGGCUAACAGACGAGUGCUGUGGAUGUGGUAACAGCUCCACUCGUCAAUCAUAAUCAGUGUCGCUGCGUGUUAAUGAUGACAAGAGAAGGAUGACUGGAGCACAGGAGGACUAACAGCAGGCAGCCGUUGACCAUCGUGCAGUGAUUCAGUUAACAUUAUGUACUUUGUAUUGUUUGCGACAAGUUCGACUUCGCGAGUCGGUCAUAACAGUCGUUACUUCUUUCAUCUAUUCCGAAGAACUGCCAAGAGUUAACGAAAGCGAUGUUCAUCCUCAUUAAUGUGAAUUGCACCUGUCCGCGCGGUACCUGGAGCUGAGGCCUUGACGUCAUCAUGAAGGGCCCCGGCGGGUCGGUGGAAGCCCCACCCGGGGUAGGUGGUUCCAUGUUCCAGACGGACCAUCUGCCCAUCGGGGUGACUGAAGUACCUCGCCAAGCUGUACGCGCGUUUUCGCACACCAAGCGAGUCGGGACAUACCUGCUGGGCCGCACCCUCGGGGAAGGUUCAUUUGCGAAGGUCAAAGAGGCCUUGCACCUGCCCACAGGUGAAAAGGUUGCCGUGAAGGUGAUCGACAAGAAGCGAGCCAAGACUGACCCGUAUGUGCGCAAGAAUCUGAGGCGCGAGGGUCGGCUGCUGCAGCAGGUGAGGCACCCCAACGUCGUGCAGCUGCUGGAGGUGCUGGAGACGGAGCACAGCUACUACCUGGUGACGGAGCGCUGUGCCGGCGGCGACCUCAUGGAGCACAUCGCCAGGCACAAGCGCCUGGAGGAGCGCGAGGUGAAGAAAUUCAUCCGCCAAAUCGUCUCUGCCGUGGACUACUUGCACCGCUUGGGUAUCAUUCACAGGGACUUGAAAAUAGAGAAUCUCUUACUUGAUCACAACAGUGAUAUCAAAAUAAUUGACUUCGGUCUGAGCAACAGCAUCAAAGUGAGCAGCACGACGGAGGGGUUGCCGAGGGCACAGGAGUACCUGGUGACCCAGUGCGGCAGUCCAGCCUACGCCGCCCCCGAGCUCCUCAAUCAUCGCAAGUACGGCCUGGAGGUAGAUGUGUGGAGCAUAGGCGUCAACAUGUAUGCCAUGCUGACGGGUAGUCUGCCCUUUACUGUGAACCCGUUUAACAUAAAGACAUUGUACAACAAGAUGGUCAGUGGCCAGAUGAAUGCUAUUCCGGACACUUUGUCAAGAGAGGGCAAAGACAUUCUUAAGAAGUUCCUGACAGCAGACCCUGAUAAACGACUCACCGUCUCUGAAGCUUUUCGUCACCCUUGGCUUUCGGAAGCAGGGUCUAAUAAGCCUGUGGAGCGCCAGCCCUUCCCUAACAAGCUGAAGGCAAGCGACCUGGAUGUGGACAUCCUCAAGCACAUGAGCGACAACCUCGGAUACCGCAUGAGCGAGGUCAUUCGCUUUGUCAUAGGCAACGUGCCCAGCGGCGCAUGCGCCACCUAUCACCUGUACGCCCGGAAGCUGCAUCGUCACCGGGCCGAGCACGAGCAGGGAGACAAGGCAACAGGGGCUGACGACAAGCACGUGCAGCAGCCCAGGAUCUCCCUGCAUCUACAGGUUCAGGAGGCCCAGCCGCGGAUGGUUCACCACAAUGUCUCCAGAAGCAAAACUUGCCGAGCGGAGGGUUCGGACGCCCCGGGAGACGAGGCGGGGAAGUCUGGUGACGCACACCUGGUGAGCAGAAAAUCAGACAAACUGCGGCCAUCUCUUGGUGCUGCUAGCACACCUCAGCACGAGUCGCCAGUCGUUAAAGAGAAGACGAUGUUGUCGUCGCAAAAGUACAGUACUCAAGAUCUCCAAACGGUCGAGAAAAGGGAGGAAAUUCUGCAACGAUCUAAGACACGAUCCUUUUCAUUAUCUCAACCGCAGCAACAGCCAUCACACUUCUCUUCCUCCCCGAUUCCUCGACUCAUCUCCCCCGCUAUGGUGGCGGUGAGGAUGCUGCCGCAGCAGAGAGCUGGGCUUGGUGUCACUCCAACCCCAAGACACAGGACCACACCUCUGUCCACAGGUAAACUCGUCACAACGACAGGAGUUUCGCCAACGACAUCCCAUCAGACACCCGCCCAGCAAGCAACGGACCGACGCAAAAGCAAGGGUCGUGCGGUCCUGGUCCCGACAGCAGGGGACGAUGGGGGGAGAGGGGGAGUGACACAAGGCACCGCGUUUCGAAGUGUUGCAGACAGACUGCGGUACUUCACAGCUCGCUCAGCGGGAUUUUCAGACGCAUCUGCGGUGGGGCCCACCCGUGACAGCACCAAGGUGCUGCGAGCAACCUAUCCCGCAGGCACCGCCACCCGUGACCUCACCUCCGCUAGUAAAAAUUUACCCCAGGCUGGGGGUGCAGGUCACUUCUCGCGACCCCUGGCAGAGAAACGCGCAGAGGGUCAGUUAUACGGUACCCGGAUAUCUGGUACCGCUGCUGCCAAACUGGGUCACGUGGCGUGUGACGUCAAGGUAGUCGACGACAAGGACGAGAUCACCAAGCGACCUGCCAUCCAGCUGGUCAGACGACGUUUGACCAAGCGCUCGCGUCACGACGGUCUUGUGCACGUGGAUGUUCUGACACACAGAGUCAACGGGGAUCCCAGUCCUGAGAGCAUCACGGUGGAGAGGCUGACAACAACAACAACACCGGACUUCCGUCCCGCGACCGUCGCUCUGUCCACCCCCAGCACGCCAGUGCGCGACCUGCACAAACCUCUGCCGACCAUCUCCACAGCACUUUCUCCGCGGCUUUGACAUCAGUGUGACCUAGAGACAGGACUGGCAUGCACUGUUUGCACUGACAGCACUAGCUCGUUAGCCGUUGUGAUAUUAACUGUCUCCAGGACAGGACCCCACUACAGAUUAUCGCCACUCAGUGGAACCGACAUUUGCUUGAAGAGUUGCUGUCGUAAGGAGGGCAUGGAGUCACUUCUGUGUUUGUUACUCUUUCAAAGCUUCUUGUUAAUUAGCAGUCCUUGCAGGAUGAAACGAAUUUUUUAAAAGUUCUUUUAAGAGUUGCCAUUAUACCCAGCUUACGGGAUGCUGGCCACUUUUGUUCAUUCUGGCCUGCAGCAGCUACCCGCCUUCUGAUUAACUGUGGGAACAAAGCAUGCAUCGUUCUGCUGGUGUACUCAGGUUCCAUGUCAUGGAAACAGUUUUGUUUACAAACAGGCCAUUUUGUCAGCAAUAAGACAUGAAAAUAACGUACUCUGCUGUUUUCAUAAUCCAGUCAUAUAUUAUUUGUACAGUUAGUCAUCUACGAACAUUUCUAUGCUUCAGGACACUUCUGCAAAAUGUGUGGACCUGCACAAUGGCCAUUUGCUGUUAUCACAUGCUAGAAAUCACAACCUGAACAUCCUAAACUGAAAACAAACGUGUGAAGGUGCUUUGCUGUGACUGUGAGGAAGAAUGCAGGAAAAACCUACUGUAGCCAGAGUGUUAUCUUAAGCACAGUUUGUCCACACCCACAGUAGCCUAGCUUCUUCUCAUGCGAAGUUUAUGGUAACACAUUUGCCAGUCAUUGUAGAAUAAGCUCCCCUCCCCUAAGCGGCAAGACAGGCAGGCAGAUCAGUGGCCUAAUAACGGCCAAAUGUGUGUCACACUUUUGCCAUUUUCACAGAUCAUUGGGUUUCAUGGGUAUAAUGUUCCACAAGAACUAAUAAAAUUUAUCAGGUUUUA